GUUAGCUGAGCUGCUGGCGCAUAGCUCAUUGAGCCAUUCAUUUGGCUGUGCUUUCUUUUUUAAUAAAAUUUCUUUAGACGCAUCGCUGCUUCAUUCUUCAUUCAGUGCGGGACCGUUAACAGUAGCAGACGCGUCGUUCAACGCAGAGACAGUGUAUAUGUACGUGCAAGAGAAAUGAAAACUUGAAACCAAUACGAUAUUGAAAUUUGCUCGGCGUACGAGUGUGUCGGGCUCAACUAAAAAAAAAAAGAGAAGUAAAUAAACUGUCAGGCGGUCGAUACGAAAGAAAGAAAGACGUGGUAGGAAAAUUAAAUUGAAUUUUGUAUGCCAUCGCCAUCGCCAUCGGAAAUUGCAAACGUUCCCAUAAACAGCAACAAUAUGAGAGCCAGAUGGUUCGUCGCAGGGCUGCUCGUGCUAUUGUGCAACGUAAGGCAUGGCGCGGCUAAUGGAUCUGAGCACAUAUCUUCCGCCCUGUUGCCCGUGGAGGCACGCAACGCUGAUACAUCGGCCGAGGAAGAUGUUAUCUCAAGCAGCUAUGUUCUGCCGAAUCAGAUCUUUAACGACGGCAAGCCCUACUAUGCUCGUCAAGAUCCGAUUUCGGGUCAAUUGGACUUCAGUGCGAAGAAACCAGCUGGUAUUGAGCCAGAGGUGAACGAAGUGCUCAACUCGAAAGAGAAAAUUGUGCUUAACGGCAUCUCGACUCCGAACAUUCACGACUUCCUCAAUCUGCCAGUAAAGUACUCGUCAUCAAAGUUUGUCUACCCGCUGGUCUCCAGCUCGUAUGCCAACUUAAAGUACCAAGGCAGCAAUAAGAACUAUAUUACGAACAAGAAGCCGACCAUGGUGGCCGCACCUGUCACACCCGUGCCGCCCAAGUACCACAGCGAAAACUAUUACACUGUAUCGACAACCAAGCUGACGGCCGUCACACCUACGGGUACUACCCCAACAGCAGCUACCUCAUCGAGUCGUCCAACUAAGGUCACUGUAUCCUCCACGCUUGCUACGACUACUCGCCCACCCACAACAAUAACAACAACAACAGCAGCAACAACAACAACUACAACAAGACGAACAACCACAACUCGUCGGCCGAUCCCGGUUUCCGUAUCGACAACAAGUCAACCUAUACGCUUCAGUACCACCCGGAAGAAGUUUAUUCCCUCGAAGAAGCCGAAUAUUUACAGUACAACAAGCACCACACCAAGCGUUCCGAGCACCACUGCCAAGAUAACCGAGCAACAGCUGCCAAAGCAGCAAACCAAGCCUACAAAAAGUAGCCUCGAUGUGACCUUCACAACCCAUCAUCAAACGCCGCAGGCAGACAUCUUUCCAACGGAGCCAACGACAGUCACUAAAAUGUAUUCAACCCCUAGUAUGAGACCACUUGGUGGUGCAGCUUCUACAACGCCCCGUCCUCAAGUUCAAAUUACCGAUAGUACCAAAAUCCCUAAUCUGGAUCCUGCGGACGUCUACCAUACGCUGGGUCAGAAGAACACGAAGCUCGAGCAGGAACAGGCAGCUCAGCAAUCGCCCAAACCACCAAUGACCCUCAGCGAAAUCUUCAACAAUCUUGCUGAGGAAGAGACAGCAGUUGCCAACAAUUACCAGCAGAAUCAGGGUUUUGACUCCCAAGGCAAUCUGAUUGAGCCAAUUGCACCGUCUCAGCCCUCGCCAUUUUCCAUGCACUCCCCGCAGCAACAGCAGCUGCAGCCACGGCCAACAGCGCUUCAGAACCAGAAUGUUAAGCAGGAAGUGCACUCAGGUGGCCAAUUUGGCAACGAACAGAAGGUAAUCUCUGGGAAUCCGGAAGGCUAUGCCAACCAGUAUGUUUCGUACCAGGUGCAGCAGCCAAACGUUAUGCAGUACCGCCCCAUGCCGGGCCAGAUCAACAACGUGGUCAUCUCGCCGGGGCAGCAAUCUGCAUCCUUUGUGCUAGGAAGUCAGCAACAAGUCAGUCAUCCGAGUAACUUUGGUAAUGUCCAAAACGAGGGACUCUUCUCGAAGGAAACGGGUAGUGUGCAAUACGGCCAGGUCAUCAAUGAAGACAUAUCCAAUGGGAACCGACCACAGCCUCCCCAUCAACAGCACCAGUUCCCAUCGGCUCAGCAGCCAACUCCACCAUAUCAGCAACGACCAAGUUAUCAUCCAAACACUCAAUAUCAAUCGAACGGAAACGCUCUGCCAGCUGCUCCUGAGACUCCUCCAGCUGGAGCCGGAGGUGCGCCUGGAAGCUAUCAAGAGUCGCCACCAGAGGCACCCUCUCCAUAUCAGCAGCUGCCCCUGAUAGGUUCGCCACCAGCAAAGAAACAAGCAACUAAAGUGCCUGAGGUAACUCUAUCCACGGUCUUGGCCAACUCAAACACUCAGCAACAACAACAGCAGCAGCAGCAGCAACCAGCGAUGCCAACGUCUUCACAAACUCAAGCCAUGUCCAAUAGCCAAGAUUCUAAGGAUCUUUUGGUCUCUACCAAUAUUCGAUUCCCAUCCAAUCACGAGGAUUCGCUUGAGAUGCCCUCAUCUAUCGCAGCUCCCGGUCCACCCAGCUCCCCACAUAUUAAUGGGCAUGCACAGCCGGUCAGUCUGCAGCAGCUGCAGCAUGCCAAUCCCGUGGUGUUCCCAAAGAUCAGCGACGAGAAAGCGGCAGACUCUAAUGUUCAAAUCCAACAGCACGAAGUCGUCAGCAUUAAUCAGCACGAACAGCAACUGAAAUUCCCAACACAACAGCCGAGCAAGGCUGAACGGCCAUCACAGGAGAUGGUGCCGCCGCCUCGCUACGAAGCAUUGCAUAACUCUCAGGGGCAUUUGACUGCGGGAAUACGUCCAAGCGAUCCACCUACGUCGCCCUUCUACAAGGAAUUCGACCGCAAGCCUCAGCAUCCCACGGGUCCACGUCCCAACGGAAACCUGCCAAACAUUCUGCCACAGUUCCGACCCAAUGCAAAGAUCUCCAGUGGCCAUCCUUCUCAUAUGAAACAUGAGCCUGGAAAUCUUCGUCUGCCUACGCACGGAAUGAAGAUGCCCUACAAUCCAUCGACUCAGCCACAGUUUUCUAAUCGGCGUCAGCCGAUGCAUCAGCCACAAUUGCAAAGUCGUUAUCCCAUGAACCGCAUUUCGGAAUAUGAUCAGCACGUUGGUAAUCCACAUGCUCCGGGCGCUGUUAACAGACGAGUCUAUCGACUGCCACCUAAUGGUGGCCAGAGAGUGCCACAGCUGCGGGAUCGCAUGUACGCACGUCGACCCACCGGUCCGUUGCGAGCGAUCGACAAUUAUUACCCAGUUGAGCGUCACGCCCCAAUUACCCCACAGCCCUUAAAGAUGAAUCCUGGCGAUCUGGAUUAUGAAGAGGAAGAUCUGGUUAUUAAUGACCCACCACAGGCACCGAGCAAGGAUAUCCAGAAUACGAAUGAAUCGAAGCUGGAGGCAGUUGUUACGUUGCAAAUGCUGCAGUCGCAGAAGAAACCGCUGAAUGGUGACGAUACUGGAGCCGGCGAAAUUCAAGUAACAGCCGAAAACAAUCCCCAAGAAACACUGGCGACCACAGCAAUCGAGCAGAAGUUCAAAUUUGAAAGUGAUGCAAGUGCUAAUGAAAAAAGGGACACAAUGUUGCAUCAAGACUCGGCAGCUGCUGGCACCGUGGAAUACCAGAAUACGCCCUUCUCGGUAGUCCGUGAACAGCCGCAGGAGCCCAUUCUGAAGAACAAGAAGCCCCAGUCCCUUCAGCAGCAGGCGAAACUGCAGCCACUGCACAAACAGAAGUUUCCUUAUCCGAUAGAAAAACCAGACGCUGCAUACACAGACCUGCAGCCAAUGCGGCAGCCUGUGCCAGGCGUCCUAGUUGCACCACGUAUCAUCACAAGCUCCUUCAAUACCGGAACCGAAGCACCCAUCGCGAUAGCAUAUACACCGACAGAACCAAACCCGUUCAUUCGCAACGGACCGAUGAAGCUGGAUCAGAAACUCUUCAGCGGAAAAUAUGGUGUAAACGAAAUGGGCCCUGAAACCCAAACCGAGGAAGUUUUGGCCAACGAAUUUGACUUGCGUGGGCACAACUUUGAGAAAAACUUCAUGGCGCCAUUUUAUCCAAGUGUGAGUUUGGGUGGCGCCAGCAGUGGAGUGAGUGAAGUGGCCAAUCCUGCUCUAAGCAAUUGGAAGAUUGUACAAUCAGCCUCAAGCGAAAAGGUUUACGAGAAAAAUAAUAUCAAUCGUGCCGAUGUUGAGCCCAGUGCAGAUAAAAAGGAAAAGGAACCCGAGAGCUCCACUGAUGCUACGACUGAAAAGCAUUCGGAUUUGGACAGUUUUCAGCCCCAAUUACAAGGCGGCUUCAAACCAAUUUUCCCAGCUAAUUACAUGAAAUCCGAAGGUGAACCAAAGGACGAGAAUGUUGAGCUAAGCGAGAACAAUAAUAAUAAACCCAUGGCGCUGGCACUGGUCAGAUCGCAGACUACAAAUCCCCCGAUUGUAAGUGCAGUGACGUCCAUCUCGUCUGUGUCUUCUGGCAGUAGCACAACUCCUGCAACAUCAUCAUCAUCAUCAACAACAACAGCUAAAGUUGACGGUGAAGCUGCUUCAGUGGCAACAUCAACAAAAGCACCCGUGAUCAAGAGCGAGCCCACAAAGCAUAAGAAGUCAACUUUUGAAACCAGUCUCGCUGCUCUGCUUUUCGGCGACGAUGAGGAGCUGGAGGAUGGAGCCCGAAAAUCUCCCAAGAAAGAAAACACACCAGCUAGGCCAUUAAAUGUAGCCCGGAUGGGUCCCCGAAGUCUAGCAUUUAGUUAAGUGUUUUAAUGCAUAAUUAAUUUCGUUUAGAAAAAUUAUAGUUUGUAUUAUUUAUUAAAAAUGUAUAAAGCUUGUGAGCGAAUCUUGUAAAAUUGCGUAAUUACAGCUGAUUAUUAGUCGUAAGCUCACACCAUGCUACACGCUAGCCACCAAUGAAGUUACACUUAAGACUUUUGCGAGUCUGAUUUGAAAUAUUCAUGAUUUCUUAUUGGACUCCCGAAUCGUCGCUAUCGAAUUACAAGCAUGUAUUCCAAUCUACAUACGUACAAACCUCUUUAAUACUUAUAUAAACCGAUGCGCAUAAAUAUUUAUUAUAUUUUUAUU
Drosophila navojoa is the source of this 5103-nucleotide messenger RNA. RefSeq lists its product as uncharacterized. Lineage: Eukaryota; Metazoa; Arthropoda; Insecta; Diptera; Drosophilidae. The record is from RefSeq and is a predicted model, not a curated record.